GUCAAAGUUCAGUCCUCUUCCGCGACAUGUUGACAUCGCAAAAAAGAAGAAGAGCAUUUUCGAAAACUUUUGGUCAUACAGUAACUUUUCUCUGCUUUUUACUAAAUUGAAAACGUCUUGUCAUUGCCAAGUGUGACUAAUUGCUAAGAGGAUUUGUGCAGUUCAAUUUAAGAAAACAUGGACUUUGACACACGGGUCAAAACAGGUUGUGAGAUUUAACAAUUUAUAACAGCAAGGAGUUUAUAAUCUCCUUGGCGAUAGCAAAAGAUCUAUGGAGGGUCCAUCGGACUCAGAAGGCAAGUCACUGCUGCCCACCGCCGGUGGUGAGGCCCCUGGGGCCGGGGAGAAGUUACGGGUGUACCGGUGGAGAUGGUACAUCCUGGUUGUCAUCACUCUCUUGAACAUUUCCAAUGGAGCUUUAGCGAGUUGGUUCCAGCCCGUGGCAGACACGGCAGCAGAGUUCUACGGUGUGGAGCUGAGUGAGAUGAACUGGCUGUCCCUGGCGUUCCUCCUGACGGCUGUGCCUCUUGGGUUUGUUGCCACCUGGGUUCUGGACGUCAUCGGGCUCAGAGCUGGCAUUAUCAUAGGAGCAUGGAUCCAGGCUGCAGGUGCAGGCAUUACUGCCAUCAGUACCUUACACGACAUACCGUCCUCCUACCGGUUCGCUGUGGUUGUAGCCGGACAGGUGGUCGCAGCCAUGGCCCAGCCUCUGCUCAGACAGAGUCCGGCUAAGGUGGCAGCCAUGUGGUUUGCAGAUGACCAGAGAGCAACCGCCAACAUGAUCAUAUCUAUGGGUAGCCCAAUUGGAUCAAUUUUGUCCAACCUCGUAGGACCUCAGGUGGCUAAAUCAGGUGACAGACACAGUCUACAACUUUUGGUGUCACUCUACACCAUUGUACCCUGUUUAACUGUUCUCAUGGCAACGUUUGGAAUCUGUAGCAGCGGCCCGCCCUCCCCACCAUCUAUCAGUGCUGCCAAGGGCACACAGCCUUUCUUCCCAGGCCUGAAAAUGCUUUGCAGGGAUGUGCAGUAUUGGAUCCUCAUGUUGACAUUUGGUGCUGGGAUGGGGACGUUUCAGACCUUUGUUGCUGUCAUCGAGCAGGUGUUUUGUCCACGAGGAUACACAGAUACGUUUGCAGGUAUCUGUGCUGCCCUGAUGGUCUUGCUGGGUAUGGUAGGAGCCGGAGCAGCGGGGCGGCUCGUCGACAGAACCAAACGGUUUGAGGAGAUCAUCAAGCUGUCUGCUGCUAUUGGCACGCUGGCCCUCAUAGUCUUUGCAGUGUUAAGCAGUUAUCCAGGGAAAGAGGUGCCUCUUGCCAUCAGUGCGAGUGUGUUUGGAGUCACCGCCUUUGCCAUGUACCCGACAGCCUUGGAGCUGUCAGUGGAGAUCACUUAUCCAGUAUCAGCUGCAACCAGCUCGGGGCUGCUUAUUGUGUGUGGAAACCUCCAGGCUAUCAUCCUGACCUUCUUGGCUAAAUACAUCCCUCCACCACUACCUCCCAGUCAGACAGUUCAUGCCCACUGUGGCAAAGUUGUGCCACGGGAUUUUAAAGUGAUGAUGCUGAUUUUUGCUGGCUGGAUGACGGUAGCUUCUGUGACACUGUUGCUUGGACUGAAGCCAGUUUACAAGAGACUUCAGGUGGAGAGAACAGAAAACAAGUCUGUCAACGCCGAGCAGCCCGCUCCAUCAACGUGACAUGACUCAUAAUCUCAUUACACUGCAACACUCAACCUCCUGACUGAGCAAUCAGGUUGUAUCAGGAAU
Molecule: messenger RNA, 1765 nt
Organism: Branchiostoma floridae (Florida lancelet)
Lineage: Eukaryota; Metazoa; Chordata; Leptocardii; Amphioxiformes; Branchiostomatidae
Product: solute carrier family 49 member A3-like
Exons: 10
Coding region: 272-1696 (474 amino acids)
Biological process (GO): transmembrane transport
Cellular component (GO): membrane
Molecular function (GO): transmembrane transporter activity
Source: RefSeq, a predicted model, not a curated record